AUGGCAUGCUGGAAAGUUUUAGUUACCCUGCUUGUUUUCUUUCUGGAAUCCUUUCCUAUACUUGUUCCAGUUGAAGCUACUAAAACUGCAUCUUUACCUCUCACAAAUACUACUGAAUUCAAAGUGAGAUGUGUUAAGAGUGAGAGGAACGCCCUAUUAAGAUUCAAGCAAAGUCUCACAGAUCCCUCUGACCGACUGGCGUCUUGGUUUGGCAAAGAAUGCUGCAUCUGGAAAGGUGUUUCUUGUGACUUAAAAACUGGUAAUGUCAUCAGCCUUGAUCUCAAAGAUGCAUCAGGCAAUUGCUAUGAGGAGAAAUUGGGAAAUUUGAAUUCUGGCAAUUCAUCAUGCUUGGGUGGCAAAAUAAGUCCUGCUUUACUCGACUUGCAACACUUGGAGUAUUUAGACCUUGGUGGUAAUGACUUCCAAGGACUUCCCACUCCCACUUUCUUGGGUUCUCUUGAAAAUUUACAGUAUCUUAACCUCAGUUAUUCAUCUCUUAUUGGUGUUCCUCCUUCAUUAGGAAAUCUAUCGAGUCUACGCUAUUUAGACCUUUAUGCAUAUUCCUAUCCUUAUGGUACUCUUGAGAGUAGCUGGGUCAAAGAUUUGAAUUGGGUUUCCGGUCUAUCUUCUUUGAACUACAUUGAUCUUUCUUUUGUGAACCUCUCUUUGGCGAAACAUUGGCUUGAAGCUUUUAAUAAUCUGCCAUCUUUAGUGUCUCUGUGUUUGCUAAACAGUAGUCUUCACUAUCUCCCUGACUCCUUCGUAUUCCCGAAUACGACUUCUCUUUCUUAUCUCUCCCUUUCACAGAAUAACUUUGUUAAUUCUGUGUUGCCUAAAUGGUUGACUAACGCCACCACCAUAAAGGUACUUUAUAUGGAGUCCAGCAACAUUGAAGGUCCAAUAUCAAAUGUUGAGUGGGGUAAACUCUGUAAUCUGCGGGAGUUGUAUCUAAAGCAGAAUAAAAUUAAAGGAGACAUAAGUCGAUUGGUGGAAGGGUUGUCCAGCUGCAGGAACACGACCCUAGAGUUCUUACGUCUUGACAUAAACGCAUUGACAGGGCAAUUGCCAAAUUCAUUAGGACAUUUGAAGAACUUAAGGGCUCUUGGUAUUUCUUAUAACCUGAUAUCUGGCACGAUUCCAGCAUCUAUUAAGCAGUUGUCGGGGUUGGAGAUUUUGGACUUGGGAGGGAAUCAACUGAAGGGAGCCUUACCUGAGAGUAUUUUUAGUUUUUCUCAAUUAACUGAAUUGUGGUUGACAACAAAUGCUUUGGAAGGCAACCUUUCACAAAAUCACUUUGCAAGACUCCAUCAACUGGAAGUUUUAUCCCUAUCUUGUGGAAGAAGUUUUGUGGUCAACUUGAGUAAUGAAUGGCUUCCUCCAUUUAGCCUCACAACAAUCGAGCUUAGAAGUUGCAGUUUGGGUCCCAAGUUCCCGACAUGGCUGAAAACUCAAAAGCAACUUGAGAUUGUUAUUCUCACCAAUGGCUCCAUUUCAGAUCCUAUACCUCCUUGGCUUUGGACCCUGUCCUCACAAUUGCAAUGGCUCGAUCUAAAAAAUAAUCAGAUUGGUGGAAAUCUUCCGAGGUUAGUAAAUUUUCGAACAUUCCAAAGCCGGACGAAAGACAUGAAAAAAAGUUACCAAAACGGUGUCGUAGUGGACUUAAGUUCCAACAGCUUACAUGGCUUGUUACCUCUUUGGCCAAGUGUGACGCAUUUGAAUCUUGCAAAUAACUUGUUUUGUGGAACUAUACCCUUAAACAUUGGUCAUGUGAUGACAAAACUCAAGGUUUUAGAUCUUUCUGGAAAUGAGUUUACAGGAUCUAUACCAUAUUCAAUAACAAGAGUGAUGCAGCUAUUGCGACUGGACCUUUCAGACAAUCAUUUGUCUGGAAAGAUCCCUGACUGGUGGUAUGGAUUCCAACAACUUCAGGUCAUAGAUUUGUCAGGGAAUAAUCUUUCAGGUAGUAUUCCUCCUUCAAUAUGCUCACCACCCGCACUUUUUUGGUUGAGAUUGAGUCGUAAUAACCUUUCCGGAGAACUUCCAGAAUCAUUAAGCAACUGCAAAAGCUUGCUUACACUUGAUAUUGGAGAGAACAAAAUCAGUGGCACCAUACCUGACUGGUUCGGAAAAAGUCUAUUAACUAUGCAAAAGCUUAGAAUGACUGGUAAUAUGAUUGAUGGACGUGUUCCACCACAACUGUGCCAUCUCUCUAGUCUCCAAAUUCUAGAUCUUUCACAUAACAACUUGACAGGUUCUAUUCCUUCCUGCCUGGGAAGCUUGAGAGGUCUUAAGUCCGUGAAGUUUUACAAGUGGCUUCCGAACUACUACUUUUUCAGCUAUGUUUUUACACCCAAGAUGGAGUUGGUUAAGAAAGGAACAAAGAUGACAUACACCUUUAACUUAGAUCAAGUGAAUCUUAUAGAUCUUUCCUGCAACAAUCUUAAUGGUGAAAUCCCAAACGAAAUUACAUAUCUCUCAGCCUUGGGCACUCUGAAUUUAUCUUGGAACCAAUUAUCAGGAAGAAUUCCAGAAGACAUAGGGAGCAUGCAGCAAUUGGAGACACUGGACCUUUCCUCUAACCAUCUCUCAGGUUCUAUCCCAUUGAGCAUGGCUUCCAUUACCUCACUGAGCCAUCUAAACUUGUCACAUAACAACCUUGGUGGCUCUAUUCCAUCAACAAACCAAUUUGGAACCUUUACUGAUCCUUCAUGUUUCGAAGGCAAUCCAGAACUUUGUGGGAAACCAUUGAUAACGGAUUGCUCUCUACCCAGAGAAAAAGAAACGGAAAGGAAAAUUGAAGAUGAUGAUGAUGAUGAGCAGGAAAUAAGGCAAUGUUUUUUUGCGGGCGCGGGAGUGGGAUUUGUUGUCAUGUUUGUGGCGACAUUUAGCAGCUUGAUGAUAAACAAGUCGUGGCGAUACUGCUGCUUCCAUUUCAUGGAGGAUGUUGGAGAAAGAAUUAUCAGGUGCUGUUUGGCCUUCAUGACUUGCUUGAAGAGGAUUUUCAGCGUCAGAAGGAAUUGA
This is a messenger RNA of Lycium ferocissimum, 3021 nucleotides long. RefSeq names its product receptor-like protein EIX2. The record is from RefSeq and is a predicted model, not a curated record. The transcript has a single exon. Lineage: Eukaryota; Viridiplantae; Streptophyta; Magnoliopsida; Solanales; Solanaceae. Bases 1 to 3021 code for a protein of 1006 amino acids. Gene Ontology annotation, molecular function: protein binding.